Molecule: messenger RNA, 2301 nt
Organism: Metarhizium album ARSEF 1941
Lineage: Eukaryota; Fungi; Ascomycota; Sordariomycetes; Hypocreales; Clavicipitaceae
Product: C6 transcription factor
Exons: 3
Coding region: 1-2301 (766 amino acids)
Biological process (GO): DNA-templated transcription; regulation of DNA-templated transcription
Cellular component (GO): nucleus
Molecular function (GO): zinc ion binding; DNA binding; DNA-binding transcription factor activity, RNA polymerase II-specific
Source: RefSeq, a predicted model, not a curated record
AUGCCAGACACACACGCAGUCCCGGUGUCUACGGCCGAGGAUGAGUCCAACUCGGUCUUCAGUCACGAAGACGGCGGGUCAAGUGGUGAUGAUGCAACUCAUCAGGACGGACCCGCCUCGUCCGGAAAGAAGAGGAAGAGAGAGCGAUAUCAGAAGACUUCGUGCGAGUUGUGCAAGGCACGCAAGGUAAAGUGCGACAGGGCAGAGCCCGCAUGCUCCUGGUGUGCACGGCACAACAGAACAUGUGUCUAUCUGGAGAGGCAGAAGCCGGGGAGUCGCGUCGGCUUCACGCUUGAGCUGGAGACCAAAGUCAACAGAGUGGACGCUCUCCUCCAGACUCUGUGGCGCCGGGUCGAGGACCACAUCGCGAAUGAUCACGGCGCACAGUCGCAGAUCCUAUCGCCCGCCGUCAGCAACCAUGCUUUGGUUCAAAUGGACGGGUUCGCUCAGGAUGCUCCUGGUCCAAGACCGCCUGGAACAUGCCGAGCAACGUCAAUCCAACAGCCCAGAGGCCCUGCCUUUUCGAGUCCUUCAUGGCAGGGCCGCGACGGCUCCGAGAACGCCCAGCCAAGUGCUCCGUCGGUAACGUCUGCUCCCAGUCAGUCGCUGCCAUCUGCUGGUGCCGAAUCACUCACGCCUCCAUCCCGACUGGAUAGCGGACGCUCCGGCUCGACCUCAUUGUCAGGGGGCACAGAUUUCCCCCCUCAAGAUAUCGUCUAUACGCUUGUUGAUCUUUACUUCAAGAAUUGCAAUACCUGGUGUCCAAUCCUUGACCGUAAGACGACGUUUGGUACUUUUUUUGGCUCGACUUCUCUGAGCGAAGUCGACAGGAUAUUGCUCCACGCAAUUGUAGCGACGACUCUGCGCUUUUUGAAGGAUGCCCGGCUGUCCUCAGCAAUGCGAUCUCACCAUUACGCCGUGUCAAAGCACAAGGUGAUGAUUUAUGCCAUGGAACAUGCCAGCAUAGAAGCUCAGCGAGCUUUAGUCAUCCUGGCUUUGGACGAGCUGGGAACAUCAAACGGCCCACGGGGUUGGAAUCUGCUGUCUGUUCUGGUGCAGAAUAUCAAGCAACUGGAUCUCUGUGAAGAGAGCAGCAUCUAUCUUUCUGCGGAUGCAGGGGAUGUACCGAGUACGGGGUCCAUCCGGAGAGUUGUCGUACCUCAGCCAGACUCCUGGAUAGAGGACGAGAGUCGUAGGCGGCUCUGCUGGGUGGUAUAUCUGCUCGAUCGAUAUGCGACAAUUGCCACAACCAAGUUCGAUUUCAUGCUAGAAGAAUUCAAGAUGAAGCGACUUCUUCCUUGCUCGUAUGACUUGUUUUCGAGAAACGUGCCGGUGGAAACGGGCUCGUUAAGAACGGAUGCCGACCAUCCGGGAUCGUCGGGGUACACUGUCAAUAAGCCAGAGAAUCUGGGUAGUUUCUCGUAUCACUGCCAAGUCCUCAAGAUUAUUAGCAAGAUUCACGAAUUUUUGAAAAGGCCCGUCAAUGUCACCUCUUCGGCUGAAAUGAGUGCGUGGCGCAACGCCUACCGGUCCCUGGAUUCAGCCCUGGACAACUGGCUCCAGAGCUUACCAAGCGAAUACAGCAGAAUCUCAGCUUUGUGCCACUCGGAUCCGGCCAGUCGGGUGGCCAACUGGUUUAUGCUGCAUAGUGCGUAUGUCACCGCCGUGGUGCGCUUGCACUCGUCUGCCGCGUAUCCGACCGUCCGAUCACAUAUAUUUGUGCCGUCGUAUUAUGCCAUGCAGAGAUGUCUAUCGGCGGUUCAAAGCUUGAGGGACAUCACACAAGACGUUUACGAGGCCAACGGUCUGGAUCUUGUCGGUCCCCCCUUUGCGUUUGCUCUGUGGAUUGCGGCUCGGCUGCUCAUUGUUCACGCCGCCACAGUUGGUUGUCCAGUAGAUCCCAAGAUUGACUUCUUCAUCGAUAUUCUCGGAUAUGUUGGCCAGUACUGGGAGGUUGCAAACACAUACGCCAGAAUCCUUGCAAGAGUUGUGCGAAGAGAGCGGCAAGGAGUCGCAAGCUUUGGUGGUAUGAGAAAGAGCGCUCAUAAUUUGGUGAACCUGACAGCUGCCACCCGCCAAACAGGACUAGACAAGACGUCGUCCCAUCCUGUCGCGCUGAAUGAGCUCGAUAAUAUCGACGUCUUUGAUUUCUUCAAUUUUCCGAAAAUCCUGAGCCUGGAAUCCACGAGCCAGAACGGUCAAACAGAAGUCUAUCAUGUCCAGGGACUGGUGAACAUGGGAAGUGAUGCAUCAAGAGAUGGAGCGGCGCCUGAUCCCGAGUCAGACUGGCUGGGGUAUUGA